This is a messenger RNA of Heteronotia binoei (common prickly gecko), 2560 nucleotides long. Its product is annotated as neuronal acetylcholine receptor subunit alpha-7-like. Lineage: Eukaryota; Metazoa; Chordata; Lepidosauria; Squamata; Gekkonidae. Gene Ontology annotation, biological process: regulation of membrane potential; monoatomic ion transmembrane transport; nervous system process. Gene Ontology annotation, molecular function: acetylcholine-gated monoatomic cation-selective channel activity; transmembrane signaling receptor activity. Gene Ontology annotation, cellular component: neuron projection; postsynaptic membrane; synapse. The transcript has 10 exons. Bases 387 to 1916 code for a protein of 509 amino acids. The record is from RefSeq and is a predicted model, not a curated record.
GGAAAAUCUCUCACAGGCAGCGAUGUCCCUUUCUCUCUCCUCCUCCUCCUACCUCUUCCAUACACACAGUAGCUUCUGGGCUCAUGCUCCUUCCCUCUGGCUGGCACUAGGAAAAGGUGUGGGGCUUUUGUGAAGGGGGUGGGGGAAAGCCCACCUCUACAACGUAGUUAAGUCCUUGGCAGUUGGAUGUAGUUAUUACCAGCAACAAGCCUGAGAACAGUGAGAUGUAAUUGGGGCAAAUGUGCUUUCCUUUCCUAGCGGGAAACUGGCUGACUGGCUUAUUACCAUUACUAUUAGCCACUGACGCGCUCCAUCAUUUAGAGCUGACAGGGAGACUUCGUUCUCAUUGUCUGGUGUCUGCCUAGACUUCUGAUUCUGGCUCGACAAUGCUCACAGAGAGGUGCUUAGGAUUAGUCUGUUCUGGCUUGUAUCUCUGGGCAUUCUUGUUCCUGUCAUUGUUCAAAGUCUCCCAACAAGGGGAAAAUCAAAGACGACUCUACCGAGAACUUCUGAAAAACUACAAUCGCUUGGAACGGCCGGUUGUGAAUGAUUCACAGUCCCUUGUAGUGGAACUGCAGUUGUCAUUGCUACAAAUAAUUGAUGUGGAUGAAAAGAACCAGGUCUUGAUAACAAAUGCAUGGUUACAGAUGUCCUGGAUCGAUGUGUAUUUGAAAUGGGACCAGAAUGAAUAUCCAGGCGUCCAGAACUUACGAUUUCCAGCUGAUCAGAUCUGGGUGCCAGAUAUUCUUCUGUACAACAGUGCAGACGAGAGAUUCGAUGCAACAUUUCAUACCAACGUUCUAGUAAACUACACAGGAUCUUGCCAGUAUAUUCCUCCAGGCAUCCUGAAGAGCACAUGUUACAUUGAUGUUCGCUGGUUUCCUUUUGAUGUACAGAAAUGUAAUUUGAAAUUUGGUUCGUGGACUCACAAUGGGUGGCUCCUUGAUCUGCAGAUGCUGGAAGCUGAUAUUUCCAAUUACAUCUCAAAUGGCGAGUGGGAUUUAGUGGGUGUCCCAGGAGAAAGGAAUGAGUUGUACUAUGAGUGCUGCAAAGAGCCGUAUCCCGAUGUGACUUACACAGUGACCAUGCGCCGGCGCACCCUCUACUAUGGCUUGAAUUUACUCAUUCCCUGUGUCUUGAUCUCGGGCUUAGCACUGCUUGUCUUCUUACUGCCAGCUGAUUCUGGGGAAAAAAUAUCUUUGGGUAUUACAGUCCUCCUGUCUCUGACGGUUUUCAUGCUGCUUGUAGCGGAAAUCAUGCCUGCCACUUCAGAUUCUGUUCCUUUAAUAGCUCAGUAUUUUGCGAGCAUCAUGGUGAUUGUCGGCUUAUCUGUGGUGGUGACCGUUUUGGUGCUCCAGUUUCAUCAUCACGACCCUCAAGCAGGAAAGAUGCCACGAUGGGUCCGUGUCAUUUUGCUGAACUGGUGUGCUUGGUUUCUGAGAAUGAAAAAACCCGGGGAGAGCAUAAGACCCCUUUCUUGCAAAUACUCAAGACCCCAGUCAAGCGUCAGCAGUGUGGAAAUGAAUGUCUUACCGGGACACCAAUCAAGCAAUGGCAAUGUGAUCUAUAGCUACCAUGCCAUGGAAAACCCCUGCUGCCCACCGAACAGUGAUGCAGGCAGCAAGGGGGGGAAAGGCCAUGGCUCCUCCCCCGAAGACACUGAACUUCUGCAACAGAAAGCUUUAAUGGACACUAUCCCAGUGAUUGUGAAAAUCCUGGAAGAAGUUCAGUUCAUUGCGGCUCGUUUCCGAAAACAGGAUGAAGGGGAAGAAAUCUGCAGCGAGUGGAAGUUUGCUGCGGCAGUCAUAGACAGAUUGUGCCUCGUGGCGUUUUCGCUGUUUGCCGUCAUCUGCACGCUCACAAUACUGAUGUCCGCCCCAAAUUUUAUUGAAGCCGUCUCAAAAGAUUUCACAUAAGGACCCGAGAAAUUAACUCACCUACCCACCUGACCCUGAAGUGUAAUUUGAAUAUUAUGAAUUAGUAUCAUAAAGGUAUGCUGAACAAUGUGAUUGGAAACAGCGAAGUCUAUUUCCAGUGCUGGUUUCAAGGGAGGAAAGGAGCUGGAGUGAAUUUCGACAUUCAGUUGGCCUACACACACACACAAGGUUAGAGCUUAUAGGUACGAGAUCAAGUACCUGACCUUGUUACCUGUUUCUUAUACAGUGUCUUCUUCCCGUACUUGUGCCAUGAUCUCUGAUGAGUAGACAACAAACUAAGAUGUACAGUGUAUGUAUUAUCAAAUAAAUAGUCAAGUCUGUGUACUACUAGGAAAACACUAGUGAACAUUUUGCUGUUUAACAACCGAUCUGCAUUGGUCAAACCCUUCCUAGAAACAUGCUGUUUGCUAAAUGUAUCAUUUUCAGUAUUUAUUUUGGUUCUUUGCUUCACACAGAUUUCACUUAAUGCAUCACUCCAGUCUUGAAUGAUAUUGUUAGUUGCACUUUGCCAAACAAAUGGCAAGUUUUAGCUUUUAUGAUCAUUGUGAUGGCCUGAAAUAUUUCUCCGGUUUAUAUAAUAACGUUAAUGUCAAUGCAAUAGAUUUUUUUCUAAAGGGUUAAAA